This is a messenger RNA of Trichobilharzia regenti, 2058 nucleotides long. Lineage: Eukaryota; Metazoa; Platyhelminthes; Trematoda; Strigeidida; Schistosomatidae. The record is from the annotation of a GenBank genome assembly.
GCUAACUAUGACACCCAAGUCCAAAGUUCACUAACAUUCCAAGUAUAAAAGUAAUAAUCCAAGUCAGUGGAGUGUUAAAUCACAAUAUAUUACCAAAAAUACAGUGACGAGUUAUAGCAACAAAAAGGAUUACUUGGUUACAAAGUGUAAGUCCUCGGCUACAAAUUAAUUAUAUAAUCCACAGGCACGUUAACUGUUGGGACUGCGUCUGCUGUAGCUGCUGUGUCCCGGUUGUAGAAAUGUCUUCGGAUGAAAGUAGUAGGCUCCUACAAUAAAUCCAAAGUUACAACACGGUGUGAGUGGAGCAAGCAAGUAGAGGUGACCAGGGAGAAGACGAAGUCUCCAACAGCAGAGUGUAUUUUUUCAAUGGUACACGGAAAUUAUGUAUAUUUCAACAAGAAGCGAUUUAAACAAAAAUUAUGUACAAUAUCUCGAAUUUAUACAAGUACCUAAAAAGUGUACAAUCACAUUGUUACGUACUCAACACGGCUCCCCCCCUAGAGGUCCGGAGAGACAACCGGAAAAUGAUACGUAAAACUAUGAACUUCGUUUUCUGUGAUUAAAGCUGGAGUGUCCUGCACGUCGAGCAUUCUUUCUUAGCAAUCAAUAUAUUCGCUUAAAACUUAGAUAAAUCUCAUGGGAUACGGGCGCAGCAAAAGUCUACAAUACCGACACCUGUAUAAUGUUUGUUUGAAAUGGUCAGAUGCUGAGUUAUUUGAGUUGACUAAUGCUUUAGAAAGAGAUAUUUCAUUUUCUUCAUUUGAAUUGGGACAGCUUGUAAGAACGAAAACAUCAACUGAUGUUGAUGAAUUUGUGGAGGCUCUAAUGGAUGUAGAUGAAAGUGAGUUGGAAGGUCGAGGCGUUGUAGUUCCUGAGGGAAAACCUGAAGAACCAAUCGAUAUAUUGUUAAGGAGUGCCAGAUACUGUUGCACCGAACGAUACAAUAGUUAUGCAGCAGUGAGUCAGGUUUUACAAAAGCUUUACAGACGGGAAGAAUCAGAUUACCGUGCAGCGCGUAAGAAAUAUCCAAACCCCUCAUACCUACCUCAUGGACAAUUGUAUCGCUUCAUGAUGGCACUGGUAGGUGGACAACCUUUACCAAAUCUAUCUGAUUUGUCUUCUGGCGCCAUCCUGGACUUUCUAACUUGUUUGACCUCUAUCGUUUCCAUAGCCUUCAACGCUGAUGAUGGAAAAGACGAUAAUAAUUCUGCGAGAUAUCCUGUUCCUACCCGAAUGAGGGAACAAAUUACAAAUGUUACAGAAAUGGUCAAACAGAAAUAUACGGAUGAAGUAGCCCUUAAAGGAGAUUUUGGUAAACAUCCUCUUACUCCACUCCGUCUACUAUGUCAAGUCAAGCAUCCUGACACAAUUUUAGGAUAUCCUGCAAUGGUGGAAUACUUGGUUGACAAGUACGCAACAAUUUGGGAUAUACCGCAUAUUCCAGGCGCAUGUUUCUCCGAUGAGACGAAUUCCGAACCCGUGUCCCUUGGUUUAUUACUCUCUGUACUGAAACGUGUUUUAGCGUUUUCACUCAACCCGUUUACUUUCACACAAGGGAUGAUGGCUCAGUUUCAAACCAUUUUGAGUGAUUUUCAUUCGCUGUGUUCUAGUAGAUCACAACUGUCGAAUUUUUUUCGAACAUGGGCUACAAUCAAUAUAAAACAAGUACGUUACUUCUCAACAUGCCCAUUGCCUGUGGAAGUUAUUCCUCGUAAACGUUCAAGGGAAAGCUCUGUUGAGGGUGAUCAGGCAAAGAGGUGCUGUACUGAAAAUCCUUCAAUUACGAAUGAGUUGGAAACAGAAGAGCGCUAUACAACGGAAAGGGCUACGAGUGAUCAGGAAUCUACAGCUCCUGUUACUAAUGUAAAAAUGGAAGAUCCCAAAAAUGUUGCACUAACGUCGAAUCGGUACGUGAAAUGGUGUCCUGGAACGCACUUCGUUCGUAUAAAGGAGAAAGGAGAGAUUGAAAAUGUCAAUGCAAUUGUAAAUGCUCGUUUUAAAGUGAAAACUGAGGAGACAGAUUUUUCAAUGGAAUUACACAAGAACGCGACCAAGUAA